Fragaria vesca subsp. vesca is the source of this 3682-nucleotide messenger RNA. RefSeq names its product F-box/LRR-repeat protein 15-like. The coding region runs from base 335 to 3364 and encodes 1009 amino acids. Gene Ontology annotation, molecular function: protein binding. Lineage: Eukaryota; Viridiplantae; Streptophyta; Magnoliopsida; Rosales; Rosaceae. The transcript has 17 exons. The record is from RefSeq and is a predicted model, not a curated record.
GAGAGAGAGAGUGCAGAGUUUCCGUUGUAAGUGAGAAAUGAGAGAAAUAUAGAAGAAGAAAGAAAGAAAGAAAAGCAUCCACGCCCGAAUCAGGUCUCGCGAUCCUCCUCCUUCUUCUUCUUCUUCUUCUUUAGAUCCACUCUCAAGUCUCUCUCACUCUUUCUUUUUCGAUUUCAAUCUCCUUCAAUUCCUAGGUCUCAAUCCAAUUCCAUUAUCCCAAUCAUUUCUAGGGUUUCCGAAUUUCGUUUCACUUUUCCGCGGCGAUUAGGGGGUUUAAUUCCGCCGCGGAUUGGAAAUGUACCGGAUCGUGACCUAGGGUUUCGCCUGCGAAUGUAUGAAGAUUUGGUGCUGCCUGUGCUUCACUGUGAGAGACGAGCCGGAAGAGGAGGUCAUGAAGGAGGAGGAGGGCGAUUUGGUAAAUAAGGAGAAUUCCGAGGGGGUUGUGAUGGAGAAUAAUGAGGUGGCGGAGGAGGAGGAGGCCGAGCCGAGACUGGAGGUGGUGGCGGCUGGGCAUGACGAGCAUUUGAGGAUGCUUGAAGGGAUGGUCCACGAAAUGCGGGGAGGGACUCACUGGGACGAGUCGGUGUGCGUUGGCGCUCUUGACACCCUGAGGGCGGCGAUUAGGACUACGCGGUGGUCGGAGGGAGAGACUAGCUCGGGUCCUCCGGCGGCGAUGGAGGACGGUGAUCAUGAUUUCCACCAUAAGCGAGCUAAACUUCACUCAUUUUCAAAUGAUUUCUAUUAUACAAUGGCAAUGUCUUCAGGUGCUGGAAACUCUAGUUCAUCUGACAAGGACUACAGCAGAAAUCAAGGCUCUAAUGUUCUGUAUAAGAGCGGAGCUUUUUAUCAUAGUCUUGUACCAAACAAUGGUGGUGAGGAGAAUCCAUUUGAGUCUGGCAGCGGGAAAGAUGAUGAAAGAGAUAACGGUGACACUUCAAACACUGAAGAUUUUGAAGUUCGUAUGGAUCUUACAUAUGACCUAUUACACAUGGUUUUCUCUUUCUUGGACCACAUUAAUCUUUGCCGAGCUGCAAUAGUCUGCAGGCAGUGGCGAGCUGCCAGUGCUCAUGAAGAUUUCUGGAGGUGCUUGAAUUUUGAGAAUCGGAACAUAUCUGUAGAGCAAUUUGAGGAUAUAUGUUGGCGGUAUCCGAAUGCCACAGAAUUGAAUAUUUCUGGUACCCCUGCUAUUCCCAUGCUUGUGAUGACAGCAAUCACCUCAUUAAGGAAUCUUGAAGUUUUGACUCUAGGCAAAGGACCAAUUGGGGAUCUUUUUUUCCAUUCCUUGGCAGAUUGUCAGAUGUUGAGAAGUUUGAUAGUCAACGAUGCUACUCUGGGUACUGGUAUUCAGGAGAUACAUAUAAACCACGAUAGACUGCGUCAUCUUGAACUGACAAAAUGUCGUGUUAUGCGCAUAUCUAUUAGAUGUCCGCAACUGGAGACGCUGUCAAUGAAGCGCAGUAACAUGGCCCAGGCUGUUCUUAAUAGCCCUCUUUUGCGCGAUCUUGAUCUAGGCUCUUGCCACAAGCUUUCAGAUGCUGUAAUUCGUUCAGCAGCUACUUCUUGUCCUCAAUUGGAGUCACUGGAUAUGUCAAAUUGUUCAUGUGUUAGUGAUGAAACACUACGUGAGAUAGCUGGUAGUUGUGUAAAUCUCCAUGUUCUCAAUGCAUCAUACUGCCCAAAUGUAUCUCUAGAGUCUGUAAGACUCCCAUUGUUGACAGUUCUCAAGCUACACAGUUGUGAGGGCAUCACUUCCGCUUCUAUGGUUGCAAUAGCAUAUAGUUCCAUGCUGGAGGUUUUGGAGCUUGACAAUUGCAGCCUACUUACCUCUGUGAUCUUGGAACUUCCACGGUUGCAGAAUAUUAGAUUAGUACAUUGUCGCAAAUUUGCUGACCUGAAUCUCCGAACUCUCAUGCUGUCGUCUAUUAUGGUGUCUAAUUGCCCUGUCCUCCACCGUAUCAGCAUCACUUCAAAUUCACUCCAAAAAUUAUCAUUGCAGAAGCAAGAGAGCUUAACUACAUUGUCCCUGCAAUGCCCAAGUUUGCAAGAAGUAGAUCUCACAGAUUGUGAAUCUCUAACAAUUUCUAUAUGCAAUGUUUUCAGUGAUGGUGGUGGGUGCCCUAUGCUUAAAUCUUUAGUACUCGAGAAUUGUGAGAGCUUAACAGCGGUUCGGUUCUGCAGCACUUCUUUAGUCAGUCUUUCACUUGUUGGUUGCCGGGGAAUCACUUCUCUUGAACUGAUAUGCCCCUAUCUUGAACAAGUUUCUUUGGAUGGUUGUGAUCAUCUUGAAAGGGCAGCAUUGUUUCCGGUUGGUCUUAGGUCACUAAAUUUGGGAAUAUGUCCCAAACUGAGCGCCCUCAGUAUCGAUGCGCCAACCAUGGUGCUGCUUGAGUUGAAGGGAUGUGGUGUAUUGUCUGAAGCAUCAAUUAAUUGUCCACUCUUAACGUCUCUGGAUGCUUCCUUUUGCAGCCAGCUUAGGGAUGAUUGCUUGUCUGCAACAGCCGCAUCUUGUCCGCUGAUUGAGUCUUUAAUUCUAAUGUCGUGCCCCUCUGUUGGUUCUGAUGGACUCUAUUCGUUGCGCUGGCUCCCAAAUUUGAUUGUGCUUGAUUUGUCAUACACUUUCUUAAUGAGCUUGAAGCCAGUUUUUGAGUCUUGCACUAAGCUAAAGGUUUUAAAAUUACAAGCAUGCAAGUAUCUAUCUGAUUCAUCCCUGGAGCCUCUUUACAAGGAAGGGGCUCUUCCAGCUCUCCAGGAAUUGGAUUUGUCUUAUGGAACCCUUUGUCAGUCUGCUAUUGAAGAGCUUUUAUCUUUCUGUACACACUUAACCCAUGUGAGCUUGAAUGGCUGUGUGAACAUGCAUGACCUGAACUGGGGUAGCAGUGUCAGGCAGCCUCCCGUAACGCCUAGUAUCGUCCCAUCUGGCAUGUUUUCACUUGAAUAUGUCCAUGACCCAGUUGAGUGUGGAAACCGGCUGCUGCAGAAUCUCAACUGUGUGGGUUGUCCAAAUAUCAGGAAAGUUCACAUUCCAGUUGCAGCAGGUUGUUUACAUUUGACUUCAUUGAACCUUUCUCUGUCUGCAAAUUUGAAGGACGUAGAAGUUGCUUGUUUCAACCUAUGCUUUCUUAAUCUGAGCAAUUGUUAUUCUUUGGAAGUUCUAAAGCUCGACUGUCCAAAAUUGACUAGUCUCUUCCUUCAGUCUUGCAACAUGGAUGAAGCAGCAGUUGAAGCUGCGAUAUCAAACUGUACCAUGCUGGAGACUCUUGAUGUUCGUUUUUGUCCCAAGAUAUGUCCGUUAAGCAUGGGGAGGUUACGUGCAGCGUGCCCAAGUCUGAAGCGCAUCUUUAGCAGCCUGUCACCACAGUCAUGAGCAAGAGCAGAAAUGCAUCUUGUCCCUUUCGGACAAUUUACAAGUUAUCUGCUCAGCAAACAGAUCUGGCAUCGAUCAGUGAUUCUAUGUAAAUGAUUUCAUCUAUUUCAGUUGCGUUCGCUUUUGAGAAUAUAGGUAGCAGCUGUGGGCGUCUUAUGUAGUCGUACAAUAAGUUUACCUGAGUUGUAUGAUUGUUUGUUUGUUUCAAUGCAAUUUUCCAGAUCGGGCUAGAUUCAAAACAACCUGAAUUCUGUGUUUGUUUGUAUAGGGUACUACAUUUGUGUCUUUACUUGAUGAUACUAUAAAUUUGUUUCUGAU